Molecule: messenger RNA, 4152 nt
Organism: Diabrotica balteata
Lineage: Eukaryota; Metazoa; Arthropoda; Insecta; Coleoptera; Chrysomelidae
Source: the annotation of a GenBank genome assembly
UUUACUUGUAAUUACAAAUUAUAAAAUAUUAAUAUAUUUAAAAACAAAUCAGUUCUCUCCGGUUAGUAUUCCGGUAAUUUAAUUAUUUGUGUUGGUCAAUACCGAUAAAUCCGGAGGUUCCAAAUUUUUAAUGAACAAAGACAAUGGAUUCCACAAAGGAAACCUACAAUCCCAAUCCAAGGGACAGUUCCAAUAUAUUCUCGAUACUAUUUUUUGGGUUCACAUAUCCCAUAUUCAAGAAGGGCAUGAAGAAAGACUUUGACGUGGAAGAUUUGUAUAACCCGUUGAAAAAUGACAGAAGUACUCUUUUGGGAGAUAAAUUAGAAAGAAACUGGGAAAAACAAAAACUUAAACAAAAAGGCAAACCCAGCCUCCUCCGAGCAGUAGCAAUUACAUAUUGGUUCGAAUAUUUACGACUAGGAUUCCUCACAUUGAUAGGAGAUGUAGUUAUUCGAGUAAGCCAGCCUUACGUUUUGGGAUUGUUGCUCACCUAUUACAACCCAGAUUCUACAACCACUAAAGAACAAGCUCUAGGAUACGCUGGGAUGAUAGUUACUUUUAAUACUCUAACGUCGUUUAUUAAGAAUCAGUAUAUGAUGAAUUCUAUGCAUGCUGGUAUGCGAGUAAGGACUUCAGUGUGUGCUCUUAUUUAUAGAAAGGCCAUCAAAUUAAGCACUACUGCUCUUGGAAAAAGUUCAGUAGGAAAGAUUGUCAAUCUUCUUUCGAACGAUGUCAGCAGAUUCGAUUCAGCCUCGAUGUUGCUGCACCAAAUGUGGGUUGGACCAGUUUCGGCUAUAAUCAUUAUGUAUAUCAUUUUUCAAGAUAUUGGAUGGUCCGGAGCAACUGGUGUUGUUACUAUUGUGACAAUUAUGCCCAUGCAAGCGUAUAUUGGAAAAUUAUCAGCAAAAUAUAGAAGAAUGAUCGCUGGUAAAACAGAUGAAAGGAUAAGACUGAUGAACGAAGUCAUCGGAGGUAUUCAGGUGAUUAAGAUGUACGCAUGGGAAAUACCGUUUACAAAAUUAAUCAGCCUGGCUCGAAAAGCUGAAAUUAAUGUUAUUAGAAGAACCGCGUACAUAAGGGGUGUAUUUAUGGCCUUUAACUUAUUCAACAAUAGAUUCGCUUUGUUUGCAACUUUGGCUACCAUGGUAUUCACUAACAAAGCGGUCACGGCAGCUAGAGUGUACGUUUUUAUGUCAUAUUACCAAAUCCUAGCUAAUACACUAGCUGGAGUAUUCGUCAAUGGUCUUACACAAAUCGCCGAACUUUUAGUUUCCAUUAGCAGAAUCGAAGAAUUUCUCGAAAAUGAAGAACACAAAGAAUUACCUGCCCUAAGAAGAUCUGUAAGCUCGAACGUCAACGAAGAGGUGGUGUCAUGUAAGAACAUGGUUGCGUCCUGGAAUGAAAACUCACUUGAUCCUGUCUUUAAAAAAUCUAAAUUUUAAGCUUGGAAAAAAUACUCUGCUUGGUGUUAUUGGACCUGUUGGUAGCGGGAAAAGUUCAUUGCUACAGUCUAUUUUGGGUGAACUUGAUAUAGUUGAAGGAACCCUAGCCGUCCAUGGAACACUUUCCUAUGCCUCUCAAGAACCUUGGAUCUUUUCCGGCAGUAUUAGGCAAAACAUUCUUUUUGGUUCCGACUUUGACAAAGCCCGCUAUGAUGAAGUAUUAAAAGUAUGCGAACUGAGAAAAGAUUUUGAUCAAUUCCCCGACCGAGACUUUACUCUGAUAGGAGAGAAAGGUGCUAAUCUCAGUGGUGGGCAAAAAGCUAGGAUUAAUCUAGCUCGUGCUAUUUACAAAGAUGCGGAUAUAUAUUUAUUGGAUGAUCCACUUUCUGCUGUUGAUAGUAUUGUUUCAAAAGUAUUAUAUGAAGACUGCAUUAAUGGAUUUUUAGCUAAGAAAGCAAGGAUACUAGUAACCCAUCAAGUUUAUUAUUUAAACACUGCUAAUCACAUUCUAGUUCUUAAUAAUGGAGGUAUCGAAAUUGAAGGUACCUAUUCACAACUACUAAAAAGCGAUAACCCUCUAACUGUCCACUUAACCGAAGAAAUUGAAGAAAUUUUAAAACGUCAAAAGUCCCAAGAUUCUGCUAUAGAAGAACAGGAAGCUAGGAAGAUAAGCACGACAGAUGUUUCCAAAGUAAACGGAAAAAUGAAAGCCAUUGCCAAAGAAAUGCAAGAAGAAACGUCCAAAGGCAAAGUUAAAGGUUCCUUAUUCCUCGAAUUCUUUAAAUCAGGCAUGAGCAUCUGCGAAAUAGUAUUUUUAGUUUCUCUUCUUACUGUAGCUCAGGGCAGUGCCACUGUUAUCGAUUGGUUCAUUAGCUUCUGGACGAAUAUCGAAGAGUACCAGAUGACGUUAAACCGUACUGCAGUAAAUGGUUCAUUAAACUCUACCGUAGUUGAUGAAAGUGUACCAUUUUACAUGAACUGGAGUAGCCAAACUUGUUUGAUAAUCUAUGGAGCCAUUUUAUUGUUUUGCUUGGUUACGACAUUAUCGAGGUCACUUAGUUUCUACAAAUUUAUUCUAAAUUGUUCUGAAAAUUUACACGGCAUGCUAUUCACUGGAGUGACUAAUACAUAUAUGAGGUUUUUCGAUAAAAAUCCAAGUGGAAGAAUCUUGAAUCGGUUUUCAAAGGAUAUUGGUUCCGUAGAUGAAAUCUUGCCCAGAAUGUUAUUCGAAGCUGCUAGAAUCACUCUCAAAAUGCUUGGACACUUGGCAUUAGUUCUUUAUGUAAACCCGGCAUCAGUUAUCGUUGUAAUAAUAUUGGGAAUUUUGUUUUCAUUUAUCAGGAUAGUGUAUCUCCGAUCGUCCAACAAUAUUAAGCGGCUGGAAGGAAGAAUGAAAAGUCCAGUCUUCAGUCAUCUAACAGCUACAUUGGAAGGACUAACGACCAUAAGAGCCUUUAAAGCUCAAAACAUUCUUAGGGCGGAAUUCGACAAGCACCAAGAUAGUCAUACCAGUGCAUGGUUUAUGUUUAUAAGUACCAGUUCUGCGUUUGGAUUUUCAUUGGAUGUUAUCUGUCUGAUGUUCAUUGGAUCGUUAACCUUUAGCUUGAUUGGGCUGGGUGAAUAUUUUAACUUAACCGGUGGUGACGUUGGUCUAGCUAUUAAUCAAGCUUCGGCGCUUACUCAAAACAUCCAAUUUCUGGUUCGUUUCUCUGCCGAUAUCUCCAAUCAACUUAUGUCAGUAGAAAGAAUUCUAGAAUACAAAGAAUUGAUACCAGAACAGCAACCAGAAAAACCACUAUUACCUUCAAAAAGUUGGCCCGAUAAAGGAAUUGUUAGUAUAGAACAUCUAAAUAUGAAAUACAUCGAGGACGGUCCCACUAUUCUAAAAGAUGUCAGUGUUAAGAUUAAUCCAAAAGAAAAGAUUGGUAUUGUGGGCAGAACAGGAGCAGGAAAAUCCUCACUAAUAUCAGCCAUAUUCCGAUUGACUCCUCUAGAAGGUAAAAUUUACAUUGAUGACAUUAACACCAAAGACAUAACACUUAAACAGCUUCGGUCUAAAGUUUCAAUCAUACCCCAAGAUCCAAUCUUGUUCUCCGGCACCUUGAGAUAUAAUUUAGACCCGUUCGAUGAAUACAGCGAUGAAACGUUGUAUAGAGCCUUAAACGAAGUUGAACUAAAGGAUCCGAAUAACAUUAUUAAUCGUUUGGAGAACAGAGUCAUGGAUAGAGGAUCAAACUACAGCGUUGGGCAAAGGCAGUUAAUAUGUUUGGCUAGGGCUAUUAUAAGAAAUAAUAAGAUUUUGGUCUUGGAUGAAGCUACUGCAAACGUGGACCCACAAACUGAUGCUCUAAUCCAAAGAACCAUUAGAGAAAAGUUCGCAGAUUGUACAGUUUUAACAGUUGCUCAUCGGUUGAACACAAUCAUCGACAAUGAUCGAAUAUUGGUGCUUGAAGCAGGAGAAGUUGUCGAGUUCGAUCAUCCGUACUUAUUAUUACAGAACAAAUUUGGAGUAUUCAGAAAGAUGGUGGAAGAAACUGGAAUAGCCAUGCUCAGACAGUUUUUGGAAACUUCCAGUCAGAAUUAUCAAAAAUUAAUUGAUUAGUGAUCUGUUAAGUUUCUGUAUUUGACUUGUAUUAUUUUUUUUAUAAACAGAAAGUGAGAUUUAUAUUUAUAUUAAGGCAAAAAUAAAAUUGAAUUUGUUUUAAGUCUA